Messenger RNA from Odocoileus virginianus texanus, 505 nucleotides. Lineage: Eukaryota; Metazoa; Chordata; Mammalia; Artiodactyla; Cervidae. The record is from RefSeq and is a predicted model, not a curated record.
AUGACCCGGCGAUUGUGGCUCUGGUGCUUCUGCGCUUGGGUGGCCGCCGGCUGGCCGCCAGGCAGCGCCCUUCAGCUCCGGCCAGGCAUGCCAAAUGUUUGUGAAGAAGAGCAGCUGACUGUGGUGGGACUACGACAGCCGUGUGUCCAAGCAUUCACGCACACCAUCAAGAUCUGGAAACAGCGCUGCACCAGCCCACGGUGGUGUGUGGGUUAUGAAAGAAGGACCCGAUACUACACCAUCUACAGACAGACAUACAGCCUGGAGCAGCAAACCGUCUACAAGUGCUGCCCUGGUUGGAGCCGGUGGGACAAUGAGCCUGGCUGCCUAUGCUUGGUCUCUGCCGUGGGGACUUGUGUCCAUGGGAAGAGAUGUUCAGAGGGUGAAGUCCAGCGGUGCCAGUGUUCAGAGGGUUUUCAGGGACCCCACUGUCAAUAUGGUCAUCACAGAGCACCAAGCUGAGCUUCCUGUGGUUUAUAGCAGGUUUCCAAGGGCUAUCUGCUUU